AUUUGAAGAGCUCAUGCCACUCUCUCUAAAGAAAACUUUGGGCCUUGGACAUGACCAAGUCCUCUUAAAGGCCUCUUGUCUCUUCUUCACUAGAGUUCACCUGAUCACUCAAGGAGAGCACCUUCUCUUGUUGCUUGAAGAAUUGCACAAACAAUUGAUCAUAAACAUAUUGAAUAUCCUCAAAGUAAUCUUCAUCCUCCACACACGUGGGGAUUUCCACGUCCUUGUCAUGUAUCUCCGGGGAGACAAGAGUGGUCCUGCAAAACCCGUAAAGUUCUCUUCAUCAUCUCAAGGAGAGGAGUCAUCACCCGUCCACUCACUUUCACGAUCACGCUAA
This is a messenger RNA of Ilex paraguariensis (yerba mate), 337 nucleotides long. The record is from the annotation of a GenBank genome assembly. Lineage: Eukaryota; Viridiplantae; Streptophyta; Magnoliopsida; Aquifoliales; Aquifoliaceae.